Molecule: messenger RNA, 1542 nt
Organism: Fonsecaea erecta
Lineage: Eukaryota; Fungi; Ascomycota; Eurotiomycetes; Chaetothyriales; Herpotrichiellaceae
Exons: 1
Coding region: 1-1542 (513 amino acids)
Source: RefSeq, a predicted model, not a curated record
AUGGCCCCGAUUCCAUCCUCAGAGUGGAACUUAUUGACUCCCAAGACGGAGAAGGUUCCCACUCAAGACGACCCAGACGACCCGAUCGUGGACCAAGAAAUGACAUAUUAUGAACUCCCAGCUUACAAUGGCAAGACACUGAAGUUCACCAUAGAAAAAUUUGGCGAUCGGCCACCAGCAGGCUAUGCUGCAUACGUCGCUCUCCAUGGAGGCGGUGGCGACGAGGCUCGACAGAAUCAAGAUAAGAAACUAGCGCAGUGGCGAGCGAGAUCGAACAACGAUGCGUGGCACAUGAUGGCAGUUGGUCUCUAUCGCCGGAACUUCAAAGGCGGCGAUAAAAACAACCCGAAUGUUGGAAUCGAGGGUGCCAUUUAUAUCUGCCCACGCGGGAUCGUGGACGACUGGAAUCUCCAUUUCCGCCCUGAGUCCUACUACCUCUUUGACCAAAUGAUCACGAAGUUGCUCCAGCCUGCACCGAAACCGCUGGUGAACUCCAACCAAAUUUUCCUUACCGGAUUCUCUGCCGGCGGAGACGGCGUAUAUCGGCAGGCGGCCAAUCUUACAGAUCGCUGGGCGGCUGCCAAUGCUUCAUCUGGUCACCCUGGCGACGUGGUGUUCGACAACUUUGCCAAUCUCCCCUUCUGCUCACAGGUUGGAGAGAAGGACAGCACAGUAACUAAUCGAGCCCUUGCCGUUGUGGGUGCGAGCGUCGAUAAGUUGACUCGACUCGAAAACGACGCGAUCAAAAGGGGUAUCUCUGGACUGUAUAUCCACGACUGCUUCUUGUAUACCCAAGGGUGGAAUUAUCAGACAGACAAACCCGAGCCGGCUCUUCACGCCAAUUGGGAGAGAGCAGAGGAUGGGAAUCUCGUGUCCACUGCGGUGAAGCAGGACAAAUUGGCAACGUGGCUGCAGAAUAACCUGAAAGGCCCGACUGAAACUCCAGCCAGCGAUCUUGAACGGACCAACUCCAACGCAAUCAGGUGGUUGCGUCAGUAUGAAGUGAAGGGUCAAAAAUACAACAGAAAUCGCAAUCCCGUUCCCCAGAAUGUGAUUUGGAACCUCGCAUCUCGCCCUGGACAACCCCGGGACAAAAAUGAUCGACCAAUUCCAGGCUGGGAGCCAAAGCGGUUCUUCUACUGGGUCUACCUUAAGCAUUCGCCCUCCAAGGCCUUCGAUCCUGCGGCCAUCAUACGGGCUUCGUACAACGCCAAUGAGCGAUGGGUCCAAAUCGAUCAACCCAACGAUUACACGGUUCUCCUGCUCAAUGAGGACAUGUUUUCGUCUGAGGGCAAGCUGGACAAGCCCAUCUCCGUCUACGCUGGUCCCAAGGACGGCAAGACGAAGGCCCAAAAAAUCACCGUCCAGAAGAGUGAGAAGAUCCGCCAGAGGACAUUCCAAGCCAGAGGUGACAAGAAGCUUGAAUUCUCUGCCAUGGUCUAUUUCACGUGGAACCCAAGCGGUGGAGGUUACUGGGAGGUCAAGUCGGCGGAUUCUCUGGACCCGGUUGAGACGGCGAACCCGCCAAAGGCGCGACUGUGA